AUGCCUCCACGCCUGCGCGCCACCACCGCAGCGAGGCUGGUCGCGCUCCUCGUGUGUCUCUCCCCGGCGCUGCUCGCGCCGUGCCGCGGCGUCAACGAGCAAGGCCAGGCGCUGCUGCGAUGGAAGGGGCCGGCGCGCGGCGCACUGGACUCGUCGUGGCGGGCGGCGGACGCGACCCCGUGCCGGUGGCAGGGCGUGGGGUGCGACGCGCGCGGCAACGUCGUGUCGCUGUCCAUCAAGUCGGUCGACCUCGGCGGGACGCUCCCGGCGGGGCCGGAGCUGCGGCCGCUGAGCUCGUCGCUCAAGACGCUGGUGCUCUCCGGCACCAACCUGACCGGCGCGAUCCCCAAGGGGCUCGGCGACCUCGCCGAGCUGACCACGCUUGACCUCAGCAAGAACCAGCUGUCCGGCGCGAUCCCGCCCGAGCUUUGCCGGCUGACGAAGCUCCAGUCGCUGGCGCUCAACACCAACUCGCUGCGGGGCGCCAUCCCCGGCGAUAUUGGCAACCUCGCCAGCCUGACGUCGCUCACGCUCUACGACAACGAGCUCAGCGGCGCCAUCCCGGCGAGCAUCGGCAACCUGAAGAAGCUUCAGGUGCUGCGCUCCGGUGGGAACCAGGCGCUCAAGGGCCCGCUGCCGCCGGAGAUCGGCGGGUGCACUGACCUCACCAUGCUCGGCCUCGCCGAGACCGGCCUCUCCGGGAGCCUGCCGGAGACGAUCGGGCAGCUCAAGAAGAUCCAGACGAUCGCCAUCUACACCGCGAUGCUCACCGGUUCCAUCCCCGAGAGCAUCGGCAACUGCACCGAGCUCACCAGCCUCUACCUGUACCAGAACUCCCUCUCCGGGCCCAUCCCGCCGCAGCUCGGCCAGCUGCGCAAGCUGCAGACGGUGCUGCUGUGGCAGAAUCAGCUCGUCGGCACCAUCCCGCCGGAGAUCGCCAACUGCAAGGACCUCGUGCUCAUCGACCUGUCGCUCAACUCGCUCACGGGGCCCAUCCCAAGCAGCUUCGGCACGCUGCCGAACCUGCAGCAGCUGCAGCUCAGCACCAACAAGCUCACCGGCGUCAUUCCGACGGAGCUCUCCAACUGCACGUCGCUGACCGACAUCGAGGUGGACAACAACGAGCUGUCCGGCGAGAUCAGCAUCGACUUCCCGCGGCUGCGCAACCUGACCUUGUUCUACGCGUGGCAGAACCGGCUGACCGGCCCCGUGCCGGCGGGCCUGGCCCAGUGCGAGGGCUUGCAGUCCCUGGACCUCUCGUACAACAACCUCACCGGCGCCGUCCCGAGGGAGCUGUUCGCGCUGCAGAACCUGACCAAGCUGCUGCUCCUCGACAACGACCUCUCCGGGGUCAUACCGCCGGAGAUCGGCAACUGCACUAAUCUGUACCGGCUCCGGCUCAACAACAACCGACUUUCCGGGGCGAUACCUGAAGAGAUCGGCAAGCUGAAGAACCUCAAUUUCCUCGACUUGGGCAGUAACCGCCUUGUCGGGCCCUUGCCGGCGGCGCUGUCCGGCUGCGACAACCUAGAAUUCAUGGACCUGCACUCGAAUGCCCUGUCUGGCUCUUUGCCGGAUGAGCUGCCCCGCAGCCUACAGUUUGUUGACAUCUCUGACAACAAGCUCACCGGUCUGCUGGGCCCCGGCAUUGGGUUGUUGCCGGAGCUGACGAAGCUUAACCUCGGCAAGAACCGGAUCUCCGGCGGCAUACCGCCGGAGCUCGGUUCCUGCGAGAAGCUCCAGCUGCUGGACCUUGGCGACAACGGGCUCUCCGGUGGCAUCCCGCCGGAGCUCGGGAAGCUUCCCUCGCUGGAGAUCUCGCUUAACAUCAGCUGUAACCGUCUCUCCGGAGAGAUUCCAGCGCAGUUCGGCGAGCUGGAUAAGCUCGGCAGCCUCGACAUAUCGUACAACCAGCUCUCCGGCAGCCUUGCGCCCCUCGCGAGGCUGGAGAACCUCGUCAUGCUCAACAUCUCGUACAACACAUUCUCCGGUGAGCUCCCAGACACGCCCUUCUUCCAGAAGCUUCCGCUCAGCGACAUCGCGGGCAACCACGUGCUCGUCGUGGGCGCCGGCGGCGACGAGGCCUCCCGGCACGAGGCCGUCUCGGCGCUGAAGCUGGCCAUGACGAUCCUGGUUGUGGUGAGCGCUCUCCUCCUCCUGACGGCCACCUACGUGCUCGCGCGCUCGCGGCGCCGCAACGGCGCCAUCCAUGGGCACGGCGCCGACGAGACAUGGGAGGUGACCCUGUACCAGAAGCUGGACUUCUCCGUGGACGAGGUGGUGCGCGCGCUGACGUCGGCAAACGUGAUCGGGACGGGGAGCUCGGGCGUGGUGUACCGCGUGGCGCUCCCCAACGGCGACUCCCUCGCCGUGAAGAAGAUGUGGUCGUCCGACGAGGCCGGCGCGUUCCGCAACGAGAUCUCGGCGCUGGGCUCCAUCCGGCACCGCAACAUCGUGCGGCUGCUCGGGUGGGGCGCCAACCGCAGCACCAAGCUGCUGUUCUACACCUAUCUCCCCAACGGCAGCCUCAGCGGGUUCCUCCACCGCGGCGGCGUCAAGGGCGCCGCCGACUGGGGCGCGCGCUACGACAUCGCGCUCGGCGUCGCGCACGCCGUGGCGUACCUCCACCACGACUGCCUGCCGGCCAUCCUGCACUGCGACAUCAAGGCCAUGAACGUCCUCCUCGGCCCCCGGAACGAGCCGUACCUCGCCGACUUCGGCCUCGCCCGCGUCCUCUCCGGCGCCGUCGCGUCCGGCUCCGCCAAGCUCGACUCGUCCAAGGCGCCACGCAUCGCCGGCUCUUAUGGCUACAUUGCGCCAGAGUACGCGUCCAUGCAACGGAUCACGGAGAAGAGCGACGUGUACAGCUUCGGCGUGGUGGUGCUGGAGAUUCUGACGGGGAGACACCCGCUGGACCCGACGCUGCCGGGCGGCACGCACCUGGUGCAGUGGGUGCGGGAGCACGUGCGCGCCAAGCGGGCCACGGCGGAGCUCCUGGACCCGCGGCUGCGGGGGAAGCCGGAGGCGCAGGUGCAGGAGAUGCUGCAGGUGUUCUCGGUCGCCAUGCUCUGCAUCGCCCACCGCGCGGAGGACCGGCCGGCGAUGAAGGACGUCGUGGCGCUGCUCAAGGAGAUCAGGCGGCCAGCCGAGAGGUCCGAGGAGGGGAAGGAGCAGCCGGCGUGCAAUGCCGCGGCGGGGGCGACCGCCGCUGCGCCAGCGCCACUGGACGGGCAGGCGCAGCGGUCGCCGCCCCGGAGUCCGCUGCCCAAGGGCGGCUCGUCGAGCUGCUCGUUCGCCAUGUCCGACUACUCUAGCUGA
Molecule: messenger RNA, 3318 nt
Organism: Miscanthus lutarioriparius
Lineage: Eukaryota; Viridiplantae; Streptophyta; Magnoliopsida; Poales; Poaceae
Source: the annotation of a GenBank genome assembly